This is a messenger RNA of Varanus komodoensis (Komodo dragon), 4460 nucleotides long. RefSeq names its product adaptor related protein complex 1 subunit beta 1 (gene AP1B1). The record is from RefSeq and is a predicted model, not a curated record. Gene Ontology annotation, cellular component: clathrin adaptor complex; membrane coat. The transcript has 21 exons. Gene Ontology annotation, molecular function: clathrin binding. Bases 151 to 3141 code for a protein of 996 amino acids. Gene Ontology annotation, biological process: intracellular protein transport; vesicle-mediated transport. NCBI's taxonomy places the organism in Eukaryota, Metazoa, Chordata, Lepidosauria, Squamata, Varanidae.
GGGGAGCCCCGCCUCCUGCGCUCCGGCCCCGCCCUCCACUCUCUGGGGCCCUUGCUGCGCGGGGCCGAGUGGCAGCUGCGGCUGGCGGCGAGCGCGGCGCCUGGAGGCGGAGGAGAAGUCCGGAGGUAACGCAGCAAACCAGAAAGCAACAUGUCGGACUCAAAGUACUUCACCACCACCAAGAAAGGGGAGAUUUUUGAACUGAAGGCCGAGCUGAACAGUGAUAAGAAAGAGAAGAAGAAAGAAGCUGUGAAGAAGGUGAUUGCCUCCAUGACUGUGGGCAAGGAUGUCAGCGCUCUCUUCCCAGACGUCGUGAACUGCAUGCAGACGGACAACCUGGAGCUGAAGAAGCUGGUCUACCUGUACCUGAUGAACUAUGCCAAGAGCCAGCCGGACAUGGCCAUCAUGGCUGUCAACACGUUUGUCAAGGACUGUGAAGACCCCAACCCCCUCAUCCGGGCCCUGGCUGUGCGGACCAUGGGCUGCAUCCGAGUCGAUAAGAUAACGGAGUACCUUUGCGAGCCACUGAGGAAGUGCCUGAAGGACGAGGACCCCUAUGUGCGCAAGACGGCUGCUGUGUGUGUGGCGAAGCUGCACGACAUCAACGCGCAGCUGGUGGAGGACCAGGGCUUUCUGGAUACUCUGAAGGACCUCAUCUCGGACUCCAACCCGAUGGUGGUAGCCAACGCAGUGGCUGCCCUCUCCGAAAUCGCGGAGUCCCACCCGAGCAGCAACCUGCUCGACUUGAACCCGCAGUCUAUCAACAAGCUGCUCACCGCCCUGAACGAGUGCACGGAGUGGGGCCAGAUCUUCAUCCUGGACUGCCUGGCCAACUACCUGCCCAAGGACGACCGCGAGGCCCAGAGCAUCUGCGAGAGGGUGACACCCCGGUUGUCCCACGCCAACUCUGCCGUGGUCCUUUCAGCUGUGAAGGUGCUGAUGAAGUUCAUGGAGAUGCUUUCAAAGGACCUGGAUUAUUACGGCACCUUGCUGAAGAAGCUGGCCCCCCCGCUGGUCACCCUGCUGUCGGCAGAGCCCGAGCUGCAAUACGUGGCGCUCCGGAACAUCAACCUCAUUGUGCAAAAAAGACCUGAAAUCCUCAAGCAUGAAAUGAAAGUCUUCUUCGUGAAGUACAAUGACCCAAUCUAUGUCAAACUGGAGAAGCUCGACAUCAUGAUCCGCCUGGCCUCCCAGGCCAAUAUUGCACAGGUUCUGUCUGAGUUGAAGGAGUACGCCACGGAGGUGGACGUGGACUUCGUGCGGAAGGCUGUCCGAGCCAUCGGCCGCUGCGCCAUCAAGGUGGAGCAAUCGGCGGAGCGCUGUGUAAGCACGUUGCUCGACCUCAUCCAGACCAAGGUCAACUAUGUGGUGCAGGAAGCGAUCGUUGUCAUCAAGGACAUUUUCCGCAAGUACCCCAACAAGUACGAAAGUGUGAUCGCCACCCUGUGUGAGAACCUGGACUCCCUCGAUGAACCUGAGGCCCGGGCCGCCAUGAUCUGGAUCGUGGGGGAAUAUGCUGAGCGCAUUGACAAUGCGGACGAGCUUCUCGAGAGCUUCCUGGAGGGGUUCCACGACGAGAGCACCCAGGUGCAGCUGCAGUUGCUGACGGCCAUUGUGAAGCUGUUCCUGAAGAAGCCCACCGAGACCCAGGAGCUUGUGCAGCAGGUCCUCAGCUUGGCCACGCAGGAUUCAGACAACCCUGACUUGCGGGACCGUGGCUACAUCUAUUGGCGCCUGCUCUCCACGGAUCCCGUGGCAGCCAAGGAAGUGGUUCUGGCCGAGAAGCCUCUCAUCUCCGAGGAGACCGACCUGAUUGAGCCCACGCUGCUGGACGAGCUGAUCUGCUACAUCGGCACGCUGGCCUCCGUGUACCACAAGCCCCCCAGUGCGUUUGUGGAGGGCAGCAGGGGUGUCGUUCACAAGAGCCUCCCUCCGCGGACGGGCUCAAGUGAAAGUGCAGAGAGCCCAGACGCCGUCCCUGCAGGGCCUCCCCCGUCCGAGCAGCCGGCCGUCAUCCCCACGCAGGGUGACCUCCUGGGUGACCUCCUGAACCUUGACCUAGGACCCCCUGUGAGUGGCCCGCCGAUCGCUACCUCAUCCGUACAGAUGGGCGCCGUAGACCUGCUUGGCGGAGGCCUGGACAGCCUGAUGGGGGACGAAUCGGAAGGGAUGGCUGGCCCUAGCUUCGCGGCGCCCAGCACCGUCCUGCCCUCCAACCUGGGGGCGCCCCUUGGCGGGGGCUUGGGAGACCUCUUCGACUUGGCUGGCGGCGUGGGCACCAUGUCGGGAUCCUACGUCGUGCCCAAAACGGUCUGGCUUCCGGCGGUGAAGGCCAAAGGCCUGGAGAUCUCGGGCACCUUCAGCCGCCAGGUGGGAUCCCUCUCGAUGGACCUCGUGCUCUCCAACAAGGCCCUGCAAGUCAUGUCAGACUUCGCCAUCCAGUUCAACCGGAACAGCUUCGGGUUGGCCCCUGCCGCGCCUCUCCAGGUCCAUGCCCCGCUUGCCCCGAACCAGAGUGUGGAGCUCUCCCUCCCCCUCAACACUGUUGGCUCGGUCAUGAAGAUGGACCCCCUCAAUAACCUCCAGGUUGCAGUGAAGAACAACAUUGAUGUUUUCUACUUCAGCACCCUCUACCCUUUGCACAUACUCUUUGUGGAAGACGGGAAAAUGGAGCGUCAGAUGUUCUUGGCCACCUGGAAAGACAUCCCCAAUGAGAACGAAGCACAGUUUCAGAUUAAAGAUUGUCCUCUGAAUGCAGAUGCCGUCAGCAGCAAACUGCAGGGCAGCAACAUCUUCACCAUCGCCAAGAGGAACGUGGAGGGCCAGGACAUGCUGUACCAGUCGCUCAAGCUGACCAACGGCAUUUGGGUCUUGGCAGAGCUGCGGAUCCAGCCGGGGAAUCCUAACCUCACGGUAUGGCCCUCCUGGCUCGCUUGUGCAGAUGGGCAUCAGGCCGUGGGUAGCCGGGAACGAGAGGGAGCGGGCUGCCCUUUCUGCAUGUGCCGAGGACGUGGGAACAGCCUCGCCUCUUUGGUUCGUGGGUUGCAGGUGGGGCUGUAUGGAAGCAAGGAAGUGGGCUUGCCUGGGCACAGUGGGUGUCAUGCCCACGUCUCUCUCUUGCUCCCACUGGAGGCGGGCUAGCCGGGUCUUCUUUGGGGGCUUCCUUCUCGAGGACAGACCAUGAUGUGUCCAUUGUUAAUUGUUAAAGGGAUUUGCUCGAGUCAGAAGAGCAAGUUAAUCGUGCUCUUCCUCAGAGAUGGACGUCCCUAAGCCAGCUCAGCUCAGCUCACACGAGCGACUGAGACCGCUGGAAUCUGGAGAGCGUCAAAGCAUGAAACCCCUCAGAAUGUCACCCCAUCGAACUCUCACACAACCCUGGAUGAACCCGGGUUGUCCUUCCCUCAGCAGCCCACGAUUUCCGCUUCAGGUGUCACAAUAGAUUGCCCAUGGACAAGUGGGCCUGGAGCGGGUCUGAUCCAGGCCCCUGCCAGCUGCCUCGCCUGCAUGGCACAGGGAGCCCCCUCUGGGUGGGGGUGACGUGCGAACUGGGCUGCACUUCCUGGUUCUUUGGUGUACAAAUGAAACGCGGCUGCUGGUAAGUACCUGAAUCGCUCUGUGCCUCAUCAGACUUUGGAAGCACGUAGGUCCUGCCUCACAGGGUGAAAGUGGAAAGGCAAAGAUGUGCUGCCCUUAGCAGCAGGUGAGCAGCUGGAUGCCAGGGAGGGAUGUCGGUCCUCCCUCGGUCCUCAUGCUGCGUGACUGGCCACCACUGAGGACUGGGCCAGGGCACGGCCGGGCGAGCCGAGCCGAGCCAAGCCAGAGGAGGGGCCCGCGUGCUCUGCUGAGCUGCAGAAUAAGGCGACUCGCCCGUCCUCAGAAUGCGGGAGAGGGUUGCCUGCGGCCCAUCCAGCCUCGGUUUUAAGGUAGAUUUGGGGCGCGAGGGCAAGUCCCUUGACGGGGGCAAUCAACUGCACAGUGCACAAACUGGUAUUUUUAUCUGCAUUAGUGACUGAUUUCUCUUGUCCCCCAAUCAUUUCAAUAAGCCUUCAGGUAUACAAAGAGGUUUUUAAAUUACAGUUAGAGGAUGUUAAAGAAAACAUUUAACGCACCACAGUCUGAAAGCACAGCAUGAAAGCAGGUGGCAGAAACGCAGCAGGUCCUUUAAAAAGUGAGCCUCCACAGCUGCAGGGCCGCCACCGCCAAGGCCUUGCCAGGAUCCGCCCCGAACACCUAAUGGUGCUUCAUCCAAAGAAGGCCCCCAAGUUCUGGUCAUCCGAACCUUCCUGGACUGCCUUUCCCUGCAUCACAUCCCUUCUUUUGGUCACUGGAGAGACAGGUGCCUCUUCCCCUCCACUUGGUUGUGACCCUCUUUCCUUUGCAUUGAUAAUUUAAAUCUUUAUUUCUUUUGUUUUUGUUGCUGCACGACCACCUGCCCCCCCUGCGGGCCUGUCCCUCCGAUC